AUGGCAUGUGCACCCUACUUGGCAACCCGGACCUUAAAGCAACUGGUACUCGACGAGGGACAUUUAUUUCCAUUGGCAAGGCAAGCAUUAGACGACUUUUACGUAGAUGAUUGCCUAACAGGUGCAUCAUCAGUUGAGGAAGCAAUCGAACGUCGUCGACAAAUAACGGAGCUGCUGAAGCGAGGAGGCUUUUCCACCAGGAAGUGGGCAACAAACGAUCCUGCAGUACUGCAAGACAUCCCUCCGUCAGAACGUGCAGUUAACCUCAUCCAAGAACUAGAUCCGGAAGCCAGUAUGAAGACUCUCGGCGUACGAUGGAACUUUGGAGACGAUACGUUCACGUUCAGCUCAUCAUGUGACGAAGCAAAAAACUUAUCAAGCAAACGGGACGUAUUAUCAAUGAUUGCUAGGAUAUUUGAUCCUCUAGGACUCAUCGGCCCAGUCAUCAUCCCAGCGAAAGCAUUCAUGCAAGAAUUGUGGCAGCUACAAAUCGAUUGGACCGAUCCCCUACCGGCAUCCAUGGUACUGCGUUGGUCAAAUUAUUUGGACAGCCUUCGUGACGUCGAAAACAUAAGAAUUCCUCGGCGUUGCAUCAGCAUUGGUCAUCCAACACGAAUACUCCUGCAUGGCUAUUGCGAUGCUUCGAAUAUUGCUUACGGAGCAGCACUGUAUCUGCGGACCAUCGACGAGGCAGGAAAUGUCAGUUCUCGUUUACUCUGCUCCAAAUCAAAGGUAGCUCCGAUCAAUACACCAACAAUUCCACGCCUCGAACUCUGUGCCGCCGUGUUGCUAGCCCGCCUGAUUGAAACCGUGAAGGCAGCUUUGCGAACAUCGAUUCAUCAAACCGUUGCUUGGAGUGACUCUACAACGACCUUGGCAUGGAUAGCGGGUCCUCCGGCGAAAUGGAAAACCUUCGUCUCCAAUCGCGUCGCCGAAAUUAUCUCCAUACUACCCGCUGUUAACUGGAGGCACAUUUCUGGAACAAAUAACCCCGCAGAUCUGUUAAGUCGUGGUUUGGCACCAAGUGCUCUGGCAACUUUAUCUUUAUGGUGGGAAGGACCGGAAUGGGACGAUAGCCCACUCGAACCUGAAGUCAAGCAACCAACAGCAGCAGAAGUAGCAGUCAUCGAGAAGGAACGAAGAAAACAAAUUUCCGUUCAAUCGUUCGUAGUUAUUACCAGCGAAGUAGUCGAUCAGCUUAUACAUCGGUACUCAUCAUUUUCUAAGCUCGUCCGCAUUACUGCAUGGAUAAUAAGGUUCAUCACAAAUUGUCAGCGAUCAAACGAAGCACAUCAGUGUGGACCCCUUACGGUGACUGAACAGGAAGCUGCAAAGGUAAUCCUGAUACGGUAUACCCAACAAAUGGAAUACCCAGCAGAGAUUCAAGCAUUGGAACAACAGCGGCCUCUACCAAAGAAUAGCAAGUUACUACCUCUAUCACCAUUUUUGGACGACGGUCUUCUCAGG
Messenger RNA from Armigeres subalbatus, 1467 nucleotides. RefSeq lists its product as uncharacterized. The record is from RefSeq and is a predicted model, not a curated record. NCBI's taxonomy places the organism in Eukaryota, Metazoa, Arthropoda, Insecta, Diptera, Culicidae. The transcript has a single exon. The annotation marks the transcript as partial.